GUUUCAGCCAACUGCCUCGUCCCGAUGCCUGGUUGGACUUGAUAACCAAGUACCUACUAGGUAGUAACUAUAGUACGCUGAUUAUCUCAUGAGCUUGAACCGACUAUAUCACGCCUCUUAUUGGCUUGGUGUGACCUCCGGCGAUUUUAUUGACUUUCCGAAAGAUGCGAUCGCCUUUGAGGAGAUUUCCGUGGGCAUACUCGAGUACAUCAAUCACAUCUACCGUACACUAUACGAGUCUCAACCUAGGGAUACUUAGUCUACAAACCCCAUGACGACACCAUCCCCCCUACCAUAAACAAAUCCCUCUACUAUACCUACCCCCUCCCACUGCCCAACACAUCACCACCAUAACAAGACACAAAAAAACAACAACACCAGAACUCCAUGCUAGAAUAUCCCUUUCCCUCCCUCCCAACCUUUCCAAGCCCCAAAACCAAGGGGAAGCAGAUCACCCAAAACCACACUUCACUCCGUGAAGUUCCGCAACUUGGUCAACUCAUCCAACAGCUCCUGCAGAUCCCCAUCCGAGAUCUUAUGCUGCAGACUGGGGAUGAGCGACUUCGCUUCCUCCGCAUUAUCGCAGCAG
Molecule: messenger RNA, 589 nt
Organism: Aspergillus fijiensis CBS 313.89
Lineage: Eukaryota; Fungi; Ascomycota; Eurotiomycetes; Eurotiales; Aspergillaceae
Exons: 1
Coding region: 89-259 (56 amino acids)
Source: RefSeq, a predicted model, not a curated record